UCAGCGGCCUCCUCUCCUCAGCAGCCCCCUCCUCCCAGCAGCCUCUCCUCAUCAGUGGCCUCCUUUUCCCAGCAGCCUUUUCUCCUCAACAGCCUCCUCUUCUUAGCGGCCUCCUCUUCCCAGCAGCCUCUUAUCCUCAGCGGCCUCCGCCUCCCAGCUGCCGCCUCUUCUCAUCGGCCUCCCCUCAGCCCAGCCCACCGCCGCCACCGCCGAGCAGGCCACCGGACUGACAGCAUGUGGGGCGCCCUCUGGCUAAGCCUGCCGUCCGGGAACGCUGCCCGGCUGGGGGUCCGGCUCCCCUUCCUGCCCCCAAGGCCCGGGACGGUCCCCCGGGAGCCCCGGGGUCUGUGCACUAAGCCGCAGGAGCCGGCCGCCGCGGCCCCCCGCCGCCCACCAGAGCCCUACAGGGUGCCGCUCCACAAGCCCACCUCCUGGGAGAAGAAGAUCCUCCUCUGGUCCGGCCGCUUCAAGAAGGAGGAGGAGAUCCCGGAGGCCAUCACGUUCGACAUGCUGGACGCGGCCAAGAACAAGUUCCGGGUGAAGAUCAGCUACGCCAUGAUGGCCCUGACGGUGAUGGGCUGCGUGCUCAUGGUCAUCAAGGGCAAGCAGGCCGCCCGCAGACACGAGUCCCUCACCAGCAUGAACCUGGAGAAGAAGGCCCGGCUGCGGGAAGAAGCGGCCGCCCUCCAGGCCCACGACAAGUAGGGCCCGUUCGGGGAGAGACGGGAGGUCGGCCUCUCCCCAGGAGGCUCCGAGGGCGGGAAACGGGACUGACCGCCGCCCUCGGCCCAAAGGUGAUGAGUAUCUUCACGUAUCUUCCCGGGUCCGGCCGUCCUAGGUUCCUGACCCCCCGAGAGCUUUUAACACGGUGUCCCGUCCCUCGUGUUGUCCGCGCGAUUAAAAGUGCCAGCCUAAA
Tachyglossus aculeatus (Australian echidna) is the source of this 916-nucleotide messenger RNA. Its product is annotated as protein FAM162A-like. The transcript has 5 exons. Lineage: Eukaryota; Metazoa; Chordata; Mammalia; Monotremata; Tachyglossidae. Gene Ontology annotation, biological process: positive regulation of release of cytochrome c from mitochondria; neuron apoptotic process; cellular response to hypoxia. Gene Ontology annotation, cellular component: mitochondrion. The record is from RefSeq and is a predicted model, not a curated record. The coding region runs from base 235 to 705 and encodes 156 amino acids.